AUGAUGAGAAUCCUCAUGUUAUUAAUUUUGGCAUUUUCGUUCUUGCAACAUUCUGUGUUGGCAGUCUUGAAAAAUUGUAAUUAUGAUCCAUUAUCUGAUCAUUGUAAUGAUAUUUAUACAUGGAAAUCCAAUGAUACCUGUAAGGAAGUUGCUUCUAGAUUCAAUAUAUCAGUUGAUGAUAUUGACAGUUACAACAGUUAUAUUGAUUACUCAUUUUACUGUACUGAUCUUACUGAAGGUGAUCAAAUUUGUUUAGACUGGCCAGAUUAUCUGUCUUGUGGAGAUUAUGACCAAUGUUACUUUGACAAUCCAGAGUAUUUCUGUGAAACUUAUGAAGUUGAUGAUGAGAAUAUGACAUGUCGAGACAUUUGUAACUUGUUUGAUCUUUCCUUAGCUGAACUUAAAGAGUUCAAUAAAUAUUCUUCACAAUUUUCAGGAUGUAAUCCUGAUUACAUAUAUGAAGGUGAUAUCUUCUGUGUUACGAAACCAAAUUUUACAGAUUGGGAAAACUGUUAUGCAUUAGCAAAACAAGAUCAUGACACAUAUUAUGCUUCUAUGUAUUUUACAGAAGUCCAAACAAUCACUGCAUUAGAUCCUUAUUACGGAAAGACUGAGACAUAUGAAUUUUACUAUGAUCCAUCUCAAUCUGAAUAUACCACAAGAACUUAUAAUAUUACUUCUGCUAUUGUGACUUCCUUAUCAAGUGCAUACAAAACAUUCUUAAGUGAAUAUUCAGAAUUAGGAGAAGAUAGAAACUCAUUGGCAGCUAUUCAGACUUCAUUGUUUGGUACUAAUCAUGGCAAUUUUUCUGGAUUAUUCUCAACAAAUGGGCAAACAUCAAAAUAUGGUACUGUUGAACCUACCCACUCAGGUACUGAUUCUGGCUCUGCAUCUAAUUCUAAUUCUAACUCUAACUCUAACUCUACAGCAGAAUCAUCUGUUUUGAAAGGUGACGCUGAUACAUUAAAAAUGUUUGGUGUUACUUUUGUUAUCGCCUGGUUAUCUUGUCUUUUAUAG
Molecule: messenger RNA, 1017 nt
Organism: Candida tropicalis MYA-3404
Lineage: Eukaryota; Fungi; Ascomycota; Pichiomycetes; Serinales; Debaryomycetaceae
Product: LysM peptidoglycan-binding domain-containing protein
Exons: 1
Coding region: 1-1017 (338 amino acids)
Source: RefSeq, a predicted model, not a curated record